AAGCUGGCCCAGGCUCUGCAACCCAAGCCUAUAGAAAAAACAUAGCUUUACAGAAUGAACUUCAAGAGGCAAUAAAAGAUAGUGAUGUAGAACUGAAACAAUCUGAUAUUCAGCCAGAUUUAAUAAAAGAAAAAUAUCUUAGAGCAGAUAAAAAUACCCCCAAA
Messenger RNA from Dentiscutata erythropus, 164 nucleotides. Lineage: Eukaryota; Fungi; Glomeromycota; Glomeromycetes; Diversisporales; Gigasporaceae. The record is from the annotation of a GenBank genome assembly.